UCAAAAGCUGAAAAGAAACCAGAGCUCAUCCCCCCCAAAAAGAAACCAGGAACCAAAGUGAAAAGGACACACAAAGAAAGGAACGUGGAGAUGGCCACAGAGCUGAGUGAGCCUGAUGUCACGAACUCCAAGGAAGAAGGUGGAACCUUAGACAGAGGGCUCUUCCAUUCACAUAGUGCCACUGAGGACCCUUGGCUUUCUCCUGACCAUGAUGCUCCAGAGAGCCAGGUGUCCAUAGACAGGAGGAGAGCAUCACCCACACAGGCCAUAGGCGUCACUAGCAACACGGGUUCUAAGGAAGAGAGAAGCCCUGAAGACCCUUCCAAGGCUCUCCAGGAUAAGAGGCAGCAGGAGAAGGCUUCUCGGGACAGAAUUCGCAUGGACAGGGCAGAGAUGAGGUGGCUGGAGGUGGAGCAGAGGAGAAGGGAACAGGAAUUGUUGAUCCGGCUCUAUAAGGAGCAGAUGGUGAGAGCGGAGAAGAUGAAAGAGGAGCUGGAACUGGAGCAUCAGAGGCGCGCUGAGGAGAUCCGCCUGAGGAAGCAGAGACUGGAGGAAGAGCGACAGCUGCAGGAGGAAGUGGAGAGGAAGCGGAGAAUCCAGAUACAGGCUGCCCAGGAGAGAGCCCGGCAGCAGCAAGAGGAGCUCCGGAGGAAACUGCAAAAACUGCAAAGAAAACGGCAGCAGGAGGAGUUGGAGAGGGCUGAGGCAGAGAAGCAACGGCAGAAGGAACUGGAAAUGCAGUUAGCCAAAGAACAGAAGCUCCUGAUGGAAAUGGCAGAAGAAGAACGGCUGGAGUACCAGUGGCAGAAAGAAGCAGCAGAAGAGAGGGCCAGGCGGGAGGCUGAGAAAAGGAGGCAACAGGAAGAGGAGGCAGCAAGGCUAGCUCUGGAGGAAGCUGUGAAACUUGCUCAGGAACAAACCAGGUACUGGAGGGAUGGACAAUAG
Molecule: messenger RNA, 945 nt
Organism: Cricetulus griseus (Chinese hamster)
Lineage: Eukaryota; Metazoa; Chordata; Mammalia; Rodentia; Cricetidae
Source: RefSeq, a predicted model, not a curated record